Molecule: messenger RNA, 1123 nt
Organism: Impatiens glandulifera
Lineage: Eukaryota; Viridiplantae; Streptophyta; Magnoliopsida; Ericales; Balsaminaceae
Product: GTP-binding protein At2g22870-like
Exons: 3
Coding region: 80-1033 (317 amino acids)
Molecular function (GO): GTP binding
Source: RefSeq, a predicted model, not a curated record
AAAUCAAUUCGAACCUCCAUUGAAAUCGGAUACCCUCCUUGAGCUGAGCGCCGACGAAGUAGAGAAGAGAAAGAAGGAGAUGUCGAUUAAUUAUCUGCCAAAGCUUCCUACCCAUCUCUCCAUCUUCACUUCACAGCCUCCCCAAGUCUUCAGAUUCAGACCACCCUUCUUUACCGCCGCACUCCCGUCUACAGCUCAAGAUAAACCCAUUUCUAAUUUAUCUUCAACCAUCACCACUUCUCCUCCUUCUCCUCUGGUCUACACCCACCAAAAUCUCCCUCUUUCAGAAGAAACCCAAAUCGAGAUUCCGAUUGAAAAGCUCUUUGUGCCACCUGAGACUGACGUUUCAUCGGAAACUGCGAGAAUCUUAAAAGGCUCCAACAUAGUACUUAGUAACUACGCUAGAGAUAAUUCACUCGUUAAGGAUGCUGAGUUUGUGAAAAGCAGUGUUAAAACCGAGGAUUGCCCUGACGAAGGACUUCCAGAAUUCGCUCUAGUGGGGCGCUCAAAUGUCGGGAAAUCGUCUCUCCUCAAUUCCAUUGUCCGCCGGAAGAAACUGGCUCUCACUUCCAAGAAGCCUGGAAAAACCCAAUGCAUUAACCAUUUCAGAAUCAAUGGCAGCUGGUUCCUAGUGGAUUUGCCUGGUUACGGGUAUGCAGCUGCACCAGAGACAUCGAGGACAGAUUGGGACAAGUUCACCAAAGACUAUUUCUUAAACCGCUCUACGUUAGUCUCUGUAUUCCUUCUCAUUGAUGGUAGUAUUCCAGCAAAAAAGAUUGACCUUGAAUAUGCAAGUUGGUUGGGUGAAAAUAAGGUUCCAAUGACACUGGUGUUUACAAAGUGUGACAAGCGUAAAAAGACAAGGCAUGGAGGGAAGAAACCAGAAGAAAAUGUGCAAGAUUUUCUCGAGUUGAUUAGUGCCUACUUCCAAGAAGUUCCUCCCUGGAUUAUGACCAGCAGCAUUACCAACCAAGGCCGAGAUGAGAUUUUACUGCACAUUUCCCAGCUAAGAAACUACUGGCUUAAACAUUAAAACACUUGUCUUUCUAUGCACUUGGUUUACUUAAAUGGAUAAUUAGAGGAGUUAGAAGUUAAUGCAAUUAAGGUGCUAGUUCUAAUAGGA